Molecule: messenger RNA, 2142 nt
Organism: Orbicella faveolata
Lineage: Eukaryota; Metazoa; Cnidaria; Anthozoa; Scleractinia; Merulinidae
Product: metabotropic glutamate receptor 8-like
Biological process (GO): G protein-coupled receptor signaling pathway
Cellular component (GO): membrane
Molecular function (GO): G protein-coupled receptor activity
Source: RefSeq, a predicted model, not a curated record
GUAGUGCUUUUUUGGGGGAGAAAGCAAGUAUCGAAAAUCUUAGAAGCAAUAGACGGCUACUGUUAAAGCCCAGACGAUAAAACCUUCCAUCUUAGGCAUGAGCUUGGGAAAAACAAUCUGUCAGAGUUACUGUUGAUCAGCCAUGAUUUACCAAGCCAACUCUUUCCGGAUCGCCUUGGCUCUGCAUUUAGUACUGUCAUCGACCUGUAGUCAGCAAUCAAGCCAAAGCGAAGCUUUCCAAGCAGGAGAUCUCAUCCUUGGUGGUUUGUUUCCUGUUCAUUCGUAUUGCCCGAGUUCUUGUCAAGACAAAUGCGGUGAUUUGCGAUCACGGGAUGUAGUUUAUUUCACCGAGGCCAUGAUUUACGCCAUCGAUCAAGUAAACAAGAAUUCAAACAUUCUUCCAGGAAUAAUUCUUGGAUUUAAAAUCCUCGAUUAUUGUUCAAAAGACGUCAUAGCAUUAGAAAAAGCGUCUUAUUUUCUCCCUUCAUGCUCGACCUCAAAACCACCGCCAAUCGUCGGAGUUGUGGGACCAUACUCAAGCAGUGUUGCUCUUCAGGUUUCCAAUCUCCUCGGACUUUUUCAGGUGCCGCACAUAAGCUACGGCGCUACCAGUCCUCUCCUCAGCGACAAAAACCGUUUCAAGUAUUUUGUACGAACAGUACCGUCUGACGAGGUGCGCGCAAGGGCCCUCGUUGAUCUUUUACUUUUAAACGGCACAAAAUAUGUGUCUGUCGUUUAUUCGGACGAUGAAUUUGGCAGAGAAGGAAGUAAAUACUUCACACAACAGGCAAACAAUCGCGGCAUCUGCAUUGGUACAAUAAAGGCACUUCCACAAGGUGAUGCAGUUUUAACUUUUGAUGAAGUAGUGAAGGAUAUAAGUCAAAAAACGAAUGCCAAAGUUAUCGUCCUCUUUUGUUCCAAAAGUGAUAUAAGUUUACUUUUUAAUGCAGUAAAAGAGCUCGGAAAACAGAGCGUCUUUCGAUGGCUUGUCGGAGGUGAUUCGGCUGAAAUGUCGGUUUAUUUAAAUGGAAACGAAGACAUGGCGAAUUAUAUGGUGUUAUGCUCUCCUCAGAAUGAAAAGGCGACACAUUUUGAAAAAUGGAGAGACGAAAAUAACGGAAGUCGCAAUCCAUGGAUUUCAGAAAUGAAGCAGCAAAGGAACAGGUCAAAAUAUCGUUCAGAAAAUCCCCUUGAUACCUUUAUUAAACGAGAAAUAUUUUCUGCAGAUAUGUACAUUCAAAGCGUGAUUAACUCCGUGUACACUUUUGUUAACGCACUGGACAAAAUCUUCAAACUCUCUUGCAAAAAUUCUUCAAAUACUAUAUCGUGCUUGCAAGAACAAUCACAACAGCGAAAAGCUUUGCUUGACACUAUUCUUGAUGUAAAGUUUGAGACUCUAACCGGAAGGCAAAUUGAAUUUGACGAAAAUGGAGAUAUUUCAGCAGAAUAUGACUUGUUAAGACCACAGAAAGAUGCCUCUGGAAAAACGUGGAGGCUCGUAACGUUAGGUCACUGGGGUCUUGAGAGAAAUGGUUCAGGUCCUGCUAGGAUGAAGCUAUUUCAGCACACCAACAUACUGCCCCGUACAUUCUGCAGUCGUCCCUGUAAAAGAGGAGAAAGAAAAAUUACCAUCGAGCCUUGCUGUUGGAAAUGUGAUCCGUGUAAACCCAAUGACGUCACGAAUAGCCAGCAAACAGGAUGUACGCCAUGUGCCCGAGGUUUUGUGGUGAGCUUGAAUUAAGUUAUGUGAAUGAAAGCAAGUUAAAAUGAAUAGUUGUAUUUAUUUUGUCAUUGGUUUCAAUGAGUUGACCCGGAAUUAUAUCAUUUACCUUAAUUUUUACCAUUUAUUCUAUUAUUUACUCCGCGCCCGGAAAGGCUUGCCAUUAAAAUUGUCACGGCUUCAUUUUGAUCCAGUACUCGAUGUUAGCUGUUUUCAGGGGCGGAUCCAGAAAAUUCAGAAGAGGGGGCCGAGUCUCUCACCCUUCCCCCCCCGAAUGAAAACUUCACUUUUCAGGAGAUAUGCAGCAUACAUGAUUGUGGGUGUAUUCGGGAUGCAAAGUAAAGUAACGUUAACGUUUCGGAAGAUAGAAUUAAAGAGCAUUUUAUAAAAACGAUUUUCAAAGCAAAAUCGUAGUGUUAGUG